GUGGAGAGGAAGUUAGCUGUUUCACAGCGGCGCAUGUACACAAGUUCUGAUAGAGACAUGCCCUUGAAUCCUUGGUAGCACUGCUUUUGUGACUAGUACCAUUACAUUAUUUAGCUUAUCACCUUCAAAGUGUAUUAGGUAAGCCGUAACAACCACCACCAAACCACAAUGGGGUUUCUACUGUCUAAAUCCAUGGAUGCAAACUUGAAAAAGCAGCAAGAAUUCAUGCUCCACAAUUCACGGCUGCAGAUGGAGCGUCAGAUCCUGAUGCAGAACCAAAUGAGGGAGAGACAGAUGGCUAUGCAGAUUGCCUGGUCCAGGGAGUUUCUCAAAUACUUCGGCACUUUCUUUUCAGUGGCUACAGUGGGACUUACUGUAGGGGCCGUUAAAAGAAAGAAACCGGUCCUGUUGGCUCCCAUCAUUCCUCUUGGCUUCAUAUUUGCCUACCAGAUGGACAGCGCCUAUGGGACACUUAUUUAUCGAAUGAGAGGGGAGGCUGAGAGUAUAAUGGCGUCUGAACAUGACCGUCUGGACUUGCCUCUUGGGACUCCAACCUUCGAUAGUAUAGAGAAGGCCCGCCGCGCUAAAAACAGCCUUGCCUCCUUCUUGGAGAAGUGACGUGUUGGUUAUUUGAGAGAGAAUCAGAAUCGUCCAGUCAGUGCAUUCACCCAUGCUGCUUUCACACAAUUAUGAAAAAACAGUCAAUUACCAUUUGCCUUUUUCAAGUUAUUGAGUCUGUGGUUUGCACUAAUUCUUUAUCAUGGACCUCACAUCAAAUUAGUCUCAAUAUAGAUAAAUAUAAAGAUAAUGAUGAUGAUGAUGAUGGUGCUGUUCUUGUGGUUAUUGUUGUUAGAAGUGCAUCAGCGGCCAAACUAUGAAUGAGAUACAUAAUAAAGCAGAUAAGCUGAUGCAGAAUUCCAGUCCAAAUACUUAGUUAGUAAUACAGUGCUGUGGUAUAUCAUGAGUAUAUGCAUCAGUUACUGUAUGUUCAAACAUUUAUACCAUAUACCGGAUACCAUGUUACACAUCAUUACUCAUCACUGUUCAUCAUAUUCUUUCUUCUAAAGCUGCAUCAAGUAAUUUAUGACAACUGGAGGGCAGAGAAACACACAAACAACAAACAGUAACAUAAGCCUUAAAAAGUCUGAUGCAGUGGAAACCGCUUAUAGUGAUCACACUUGUCUGUCAAAUCGAUCACUGUGAGCAGAUAAUUAUUAUAACCAAUGCAAACCUUUGCAUUACACACACUUACAUGUAGUAAAAUUAUGUUGAUAUAAGCAGCUGAUUACUGUGUUAUAAUAUAAUAAUUAAUAGUUAAUGUUUCGGGGCAAGUAACUGCUUCACUUGCUUGUCACAGCUUUUUUGCUCGAACAGAUUGGAUAAUCAAAGAAGCUAGAGUGCGAAUCAAAAUGGUAAUAUCAAAAAUAUUACCUAAUGGAGCUUUAAUUGUAAAGAUUCUCAGUACAGCAGAGAUUUGUCCUGACAACAUGAGAGAUUGCCAGUACUCCAAACUAUGUUACUAAAACUUUUGCUCAUAAUAACUAAAAGAGACGGUUUAACUUGCCACAAUUGAGGUUCAUGCCAAAGCCAUAGUUAGCAUUUGUGCACCUGUAACUUUUAAUAUUUAUCAUCAUGUUCAUAAUAAAUGGAUGUAAAAUAUUACAAGGUGCUAAUAUUUAUGCGUUAUGUAUUUAGAAUAAUUUUAUCUCAUGUUUGACAUCAUUGAAACUAUAUUUGUGAAUUCAAUAAAAAGAA
Molecule: messenger RNA, 1755 nt
Organism: Seriola dumerili (greater amberjack)
Lineage: Eukaryota; Metazoa; Chordata; Actinopteri; Carangiformes; Carangidae
Gene: plgrkt
Product: plasminogen receptor with a C-terminal lysine
Exons: 5
Coding region: 169-618 (149 amino acids)
Biological process (GO): positive regulation of plasminogen activation
Cellular component (GO): plasma membrane
Source: RefSeq, a predicted model, not a curated record